GGCUGCCGAAACGCGUACAGAGGAGAGGCGGCCACGCGGAUGAUGACGGGGCUGGUGGGCAGCCCGGUGGCUGCCGUCAUGCAGGAGAACUUCGGGUGCUCCGUCGCCAAUCGCUUCUACCAGCUCCUGGACGACGAGUCGGACCCGUUCGACGUCCUGCGCGACGCCGAGCGCCGCCAGCAGCAGAAGAAGAAGCGUGACGAGGCGGCGGCCGCUGCCAGGAGAGCCGUGCCCGGCGGUCGGGCGGGCGGCGGCAAGAGGGACACCCCUAAGGAGCGCAAGCAGCCGGAGGUUUCCCCUGGACACUCCCCUGCGGCCCCGCCGCAGCCAGGCCCAAAGCGAGCACCCAGGCAGGGAGAACGACAAGGGUUUGGUAACAGAAGUACCGAGGGGAAGCAAGACAAAACUGAAUGGAGACCAUCUUUCAGGGAAUACUGUCCCUAUGGAACACAAAGACAAGUGGAAUUCUCAGUGGAACGACUAGUGGACAGAUUAGACUAUGAAAGACCAAUAAGAGGUCGUGGUGGAGGAAGAGGCAGAAUGAGAGGUAGAGGAAGAGGUGGUGGAUUAAAUGGAAGUUCUGAUGGGUUUGACCAAAGAAGAAAACGGGAACCUGUAAGACAAAGUGGGCAUGAUAAAAUUGGGACGGAACAGACUGCAUCUAUGGAGGAGACAGUGGAAACUCCUGAACAGCCAGGGGCAUCUGAAGGAGAGCAUCUGAACAAAGCUGCUGAAGGAGAGCCAAUGGAAGAAGUGGUUCAAGAAAUGACAUUAGAUGAAUGGAAGAAUCUUCAGCAACGGAAUCGACCAAAACCUGAAUUCAACAUCCGGAAGCCAGAAUCCACUGUUCCUUCCAAAGCAGUGGUUAUUCACAAGUCAAAAUAUAGUGACGAUUUGCGAAAAGAAGACUUUGAAGAUGAUUCUCAUGUCUUUCGAAAACCAGUGAAUGAUAUAACUUCUCAGUUGGAUAUUAAUUUUGGGAAUCUUUCUCGCCCUGGCCGUGGAUCAAGAGGAGCACGAGGUGGUCGUGGUCGUGGCAGAAGACCUGAAGAGACAGGACCUCGACCAGAAGUAGUGGUACAGCUUGUGGCCCCAAAUCCUGAUGAUCCUGAGGAUUUUCCAGCUUUAGCUUGAAGACCCAUUGUGAAUGGUGGUAUCUCAAAGUUGCUUUGUAACUAUGAAGAGACCAGUUCUAUGCUGGUGUGGAUUAAGGAAGCCUGUUUCCUUCUGGAAAGUUUUUUGGUUGUUUGGUGUGGAAUGAUUGCAGCUGUCUGCUGAUAGAGUUGGGUUCUGGAAACAUGGGUGGACUGGGGUCCUGUCACAGGUUCCAAUGUCUGCCUCUAUUUGUGAAACUUAUGGGAAGGCUUACAGUACUUCCCUACUAGUCUUCAAGUGAAGUUAAAGGGAAGAGUGUUUAAAAAUGUAUAUAUAGAGAUUAUAUCAAGUUCUCCAUGACACCAUGGUGAAAUGUAAACUGUACAACAUGAUCUAGAACUGGGACUCAGUUUCACUGUACAUUUGAAAGCUGUUUCCUUUAGGUGAAGUGUAUAUUUCAGAUAGUUGCAAGUUGCAGUUCUUCAGAGUCUGGUAAAUAAAGAAAAGUGCACAUUGCUUUGGGUUUGAGGUAUUAUUUUAAGAAGUUGGAGUGGCAGGUGGAAGCUUCUGCUAUUUGGAUGCUAUUUGGGAAAAAUAGUGUGGGGGGGAAAACCCCAAACCCUAAACAGCAAUCUGUACGCACCAAAAAAAGUGAGCAUCUCUCUAAAUGGAAGUGAUCUUUAAAAUCAAAGCAGCACAGAUGCUUUGAAUUAACACCUAACAUAAGUCCUACUUCAGUAACAAGAUACAGUCUGCAAUUACUUUGAAGAUUAAAUAAAAUAAGCAUUUUGAUCUAAAGUUGGAACUGUAUUAUUAAGAAAGCUUUUAAUUUUAGCAGGGCCAACUAAAAUGUUUCAUGCCUUAUCAAGAAAUUUGUGAUGAUGGGGAUGAGGUGCAAUGUUCUUUCAUUGCAGCUUUAACAUACUUGAGCCAGAUUUUCUGUUUACUGUCCAAGGGGACACUGAGAGUCAUUCUGGGGGAUCUGAGAGAAACAAGAAAAUGGUGCCAGAGGUGAUGACAGAAAGAAAUGACAGCACAAGCACACUGAACCUUUUGGAAGUAGCUGUCAGCCUCAAAGGAAUCUUCAAAUGCCUGCUCAACUUGAACACAUUCUUUCAAUUUACUGGGAAAGCAGAUGACUAUAAAUCUUUCACUUUCCCAGUUCUGUGCCUCACUUCUAAGCAGUCUCUGAGAUCAAAUAGUGGAUGACACUUAGAAGAAAAGAAAGUUUUUCUUUGGAGCAAACUUUAAGAGUACUCACAUUCUUAAAAGACUUUUCUUACUAAUAAGGCUUUACUCAAAUAGGAUGAUUUGAAAGACUAGAAAGACUCUUUUCUAAUUGACAGAGUAGCUCAGCCCAGAGGAUUUUUUUUUACAUUGUUACAUUACUUACAUGACAAUUUUCUAUAACAUGAGAUUUUGUAUUCUGCCAGUUUAUCGUAGUGGCACACAGAGAUGCUCUGACUUGCAGUAGAGUAGGAAGAACAUCCAAAAGCAAAGUGCUGGUGUUAGAGGAACCCGUGCUGCUGCUAUUUUGGAGUAACUGAACUGGAUGAAAUAAUGCACAACUACUUCACUUUGUAGUCACAAAUAAGUUACUUGAAAUCAUUGCAGUUUAAGAUUUACCUGAUGCUGCCCAUUUUACAGGUGUUGUUUAUUUCUUCCAAAAAUGGCAAUUUAAUCAAUGUGGAAUAGAAGUGAUUUUGUCUGUGGGGUUCUUGGAAUCUUUCACUUGUUCUUCCCUUCUUGUUCCCAUUUUUCCACUGGACAAGGAAGAAUGUGUCUGAAUAUGUAUUUCUAUUUUUACUUGCUGGGGUGAGUGUAUGCAUUGAGAUGUGGAGAGCUUCUUUGCAGGGCUUCUUUCUAUUUCUCAUCAUGUUUUGAAUGUAGCCUUCUAGUCUAUUAAGACCUCUUCUUGCUAAGGAAAGUGUUCAUAUACUUAAAUGUAACCCUCCCUUUUUUCUACUAAAAAUUUAAAUCUUUGCUGUGCUGUGCUUCUGGGCUCAAUCUGCUGUGAUGCAUUCAGUUUAGUUCUGACUGUUCUCUGGGAAGGCUGAGAGAAUUGCUUUAUUUUUCAAUCUCCUUCCUGCUGUUGCAAAGUUACUGUUAAUUCCUCUAAAUUUGAUCUGCCUUUCAAAACAGAACGACAAAUAGAUCCGUUGGGGAAUGCUUUAAAGGACUUGUGAAAAUCUAUCUGUAUAAUCCACUUUUGAUCAGCAGAUUAUUAAACUCUCGGUUAAAAGGAAAAAAGGCUGGUUACAAGACUGUUCAGUUAAAACUAGAACAAACUAACCAACCAAAACUAAAAAAUACAACCCAUCCAAUCCAAAACUUCGUAAGAAUUAGAUUUUGUGUAAUUGAUUACUGCUUAAACAAGUUUCUUGGAACACCUAUGUGUGACAACUUUGUUUUUCAGUCUGUCAGACUUGAAUAUGGCUUAAGAGUUUCUCUAGUUGAUGGUAUAUCCAAGUAUAGAAAAGAAAUGAUUAAUUUUAAGUGAUGACAGUGAUGCAAUUUCUUUGCCUAGCUGUGAUAACAGAGCUGUAAAUCUCUGUCAUCUGUCAUAUUUCAGGUACCGAAAUAGCUGUAUCUGUUAAGUAGAGAUUUGCUGCUGUCACUCCUGGCGUAGCUUUAUUCCUUCAUGUAAAGCAGUUGGCAGCAGGUGUAAAUAUAUACACACACGCUAGUAGAACAUGGCAUGCAUAUUAAAAAGAGAUUAAAUUGUGUUGCAGAUCUUAGUCAUGUUAUUCUUUAAUGCACUACUACCAGUUACUUUUUGGAUUAAUGUAGUGAAUGGCCUAGGAAAAAACUGCUACAUUUCAGGUUGAAAUUUUAGAUUCAUGCAAGUCACAGUAAGUUUGCAAAGAAAGGAAUUCACCUCUCUCCACGACUGUCAUUUAUGUACGAUAGUCUUGACACUAUGUAGUUCAGUUGAAUCAUAUGCAGUACUAUGGUUUAGGAUUGGCAAGCAUAUAUUAAUAUGAAAGUGCCUUUAGAAGUUAGUGGAGAGAAAUGUCUGUGCUUAAGAUGAGAAUACCAAAGAAUGAUUAAAGACUCAGAAGUAAAAAUCCCUGAGUUGAUAAGUAGGAAAAUUGGGCAUUUGAGCCUAUAGGAAAUGAGCUUUCAGCUGGUUACUGAAUUUUUUGGUAUAGAAACAGGCCUUGUGUGCUUUGGGCCCAAACACAAAAUUUAUACCUCUAGUACGCUUAUGCCAUUAAGAUUGUUCUUAAUCCUGUAUUACAUAAUUUUCACAUAAUUUUUUCUUUUUUUUCCCAGAACUGUCACAGGCACAUACACACACAUUCAUAUAAAAAACUGAAUAUAUGUGUGUAUACACACACACACACACACAUAUAUAUAUAUAUAUAUAUAUAUAUAUGCAUGCAAUGUUGGAAGUAAUGCUAUGCUGACUCAUUAUCAGUGGAUCAAUAAUUGAAUGUGAAACAUGAUUAUCUUUGCAUAAAAAAUACACUUCAAUCAAUGAAUAAUGGGCAUGAAAUCAAAGCUUGUUCUCUCUGAGUAGUAUAUGCUGAGCAAGUACUGAACAGUUUGUGCUUGAAGGGGGGCAGCCUUUAGUCUUUGGAAGAAGUAACAACUGUUACACUUUGGCUGUGUUACUUAGAAUUUAACUUGAAAUACUUUUUUUUCCCUGUGUUUUAAUUCUCUCAAAACAAAUGCCUUUUAAAAUUUGUAAUACAAGUGUUGCAGAUAGCUGUGUCUUUAGUGCAGCCCUAGAUACUGCAUCACAUUUAAUGAUAAUGUUAUGUUGGAGAUGUUCCAGCCUUAAAUAAAUUGAGUGAAGUUUCUGAUCUCCCUAUUUAGAUAACUAGUUACUAGUAAAACUAGUGUGACUUCAUAAUCUGUGUUCUGUUGUCUCUAUGAUGUUUUACAGCUAGUUAGCAGGUCUCAAUAAGCUGUUGCUUGCUUUUAGCAAUAGCAGUUCCUCUGUCGAGAUUUGUACAGUAUGUUUGAAUGAAAGAUACUGAAUUUUGUGUACUGUAGUUGAAUCAGCAGGAUAGCUCUGCCAAAACAUAAAAAUAACAGCAAGAUACAUUUUUUUUUUCUCAUGCCAGCAGAGAAUAAUAAGCUGACAUACUCUGAUCCAGGAAUUCAGUAUUUGUUACUUGUUUGGUUAUAUUUCUGUUGCUUAUGUAUUGAGUGCUUCUUUUCAGAGUUUUUGCUGGCUCUAGCAAAGACUUGGAACCUUAGAAGCUAUUGUGGGAAAAGUAAAACCUAGUAACCUUUUUAAUGAAACUGCCACCAGAGUGAAAGAAGACCAGAGGCUGGAAAGGUCCGAUCAGUGGGAGGAAGAGAUAGAACUCAAAAAAAAAUCCUUUAACAGCAGUUCACUUUACAAUAGGUAUGAUGCUGGUGUAAAGCGAUGGACAAAAAGCACCUAGAAACAUGAAAGCAGGACAAAUACGUGUUGUAAGUACUGCCUAGAGAUUCAGUUAAGUGAGCAUGCCAUUUUGGGAAGAAUGGUGAAAGAUCAAUAAUAGCAGAACAUGACCUCAGGAAGAAAUGCAAGGAGGUCUAGAGAAAAGCUGUGUUUGAAGGAGGGAUAAUGAGGAGGCUGAGCCGUUCCACUGGGUAGAAAACAAUGGAAUUAUUCUGCCAUCUUAAAAGAUUGGCAUCAAAGCACUGACAGAGGCAAAAGCAAGCUCACAAGGGUAAGAAGAGAUGUUUCACUAUUUGCCCUCCUGCUGUUGGCAUCGCUCUCUGGAUUUUCUUGCAUUUGUAAUAGCUGAUGCCAAGGGUCUGUUUCCAUUGUGCUGUCAGGGUACAAGGACUUUAGGGUUUGCCACUUUAUCCUGUUAGUGCUGUAAUUGAGCUGCAGCAACUGGCAUGGCUGGAAAAACUGGGAGUUGGAGGUGCUAGUGACACAGAAGAGCUUUUCAUUGCUGCUAUGCCCAUAUGCAGCAGGGUUACCACAUGCUGAGUUGAGGGAUCAAAAACACCAGUGGCUGCUUGGCCUGUCCGGACUCUUUCAGCCUUGAGAACUAGGACCGAUUUUGACAGGUAGGACACGGACCAGGAAUGGAGCUGUUUUAAGGACAGACUUUCUAGCUGCCUUCUCCCACCCCUUUUGUGAUGGUCCAGCACUUGACAAGGCUCUUGGAAAUGUCCCAUGGAUGGAGGGUGUCAUAUUUAGUACCAGAUUUACUUAUUUGAAGACAGUUCAUGUCAUGUGGCAUUUCUGGUUUAGAACGACAUUAAGUGUACUGAAAACACAAAAACAUAGUAUUAUUCUUAAUGUAGCAAUUGCAGUACACAGAUCAAUCACAAUACAACUCCCUUUACUGGUCCCUAUGAAAGACAUCCUUGUUGUCACCAUGUCAGGUGUCCCCAGGUGUCAAGAAGGAAUGGGAGGGUUGAUCAGUUGAAGCCCAUUGCUCCCUUUGACAUUCUUAUGGCAGUUGUCUGGCUUUUAUAUAUUCAUACAUAAUCCUUCUCCCCAUAGUGGCCUGGUCUUUAUUCUUCCUAAGGAAGUACUGGUUGAUCCACUCAAACUUUGACAGCCAUUUGUCCACUGAAAUAAAGUCAUCUUUGCAACUGCUUUGGUCCAUCACUCCCUGAGCUUCCAAAGCACAUCACCCUUGUCUGUAUUCUCUUUGCUUUAUUCCAUAUUUAGGACUUAUUAGUCACAUCCAUAUGAAACUAACCCCAAAACCAGAAGUACAGGUAAAAAACUCUCUUCAUCAACAAACCCUUGGUAAGGUAGGUUUAAAGCAUAGGUUCUCUAUAAAACCAGAUUCAGAUUUCAUGUAUAACAGUGCAUCCUUUUUGCUAUAGCACGUUUUUGUCUACUCUUACAUAAGCAAUGUAGAAACUGGAUUGCAAAGGAGGCUAAAUACACUGAAACUGAAGUUACUCAGAACUACUGUGAACAGAUUAUUCUUGCAGAACAUUAACUUCUCAGUGGAAUUGUCUCGGGCCCCUGUUCAAUUUUUCUCUGUGGGAUUCUUUUAGUCCUCUGCACUUCCCUGCCCAGUGCCAGUGCUCCUAAAACUGCUAAUGAUGUGAUAGGUGUUAACUGUGUUUUCCUGUGGGCAUCACAUGCAUAAAUUAGUGUUCUCCCAGUCAGAACCCAUUGUUCACUCUUCAUGAGGCAGCUUGUUUGUCAGGAAAAGGUGCUUAAACAUUCAUGUAAAUUUGGAAAGGUCACCUUAUGACAGAAGAACAGAUUUUCCAAAUAUCAAACUCCAUGUUUGAGGCAAGCAGAAGUUUACUUGCUUGUCAAACCGGCUCUGCUUUGUGUAUGCGAAUUCUGUGUUUUCUAAUAUAGGUAAGGUAAGGGCAAUAAGUUUUUCAACUGGUCACUAUUUUUUGCUUUUUGGUAUUUUUUAAAAGACUAAGCUAGGGCCCUCACCAGUGCUUGUGCAAAAAUCAGUGUUCCUAAUGAUUUCAUUAUUUUGGGAGGUCUUCACUGUCAUGGUAAGUAACAAAGCAUAUAGUAUUUAAGAUACUGCCUGUUUCUAAAAAUUAAUACUAUAUAAUCAUAGAGGAAGGAGAAAUAAUAACUAAAACCACGCUGCUGUGUCUUACUGUGCUUUUUUCACUGUGUAACAGUAUCCCUACAAUUCAAAUACACGUACUGUUUUCCAGUGUGAGUUUCUGGAAAUGUAGAGCCAGAAAGUCUCUAUUUUUUAAAUUUUAAAAAUAUGUGUUCUAAGAAUCUGUUUUAAUUAAAAGGUUUUCAGGCA
Poecile atricapillus (Black-capped chickadee) is the source of this 7799-nucleotide messenger RNA. It is a transcript of the gene HABP4, whose product is annotated as hyaluronan binding protein 4. The record is from RefSeq and is a predicted model, not a curated record. The coding region runs from base 40 to 1134 and encodes 364 amino acids. Gene Ontology annotation, molecular function: RNA binding. NCBI's taxonomy places the organism in Eukaryota, Metazoa, Chordata, Aves, Passeriformes, Paridae. Gene Ontology annotation, cellular component: nucleus; cytoplasm. Gene Ontology annotation, biological process: positive regulation of translational initiation; positive regulation of RNA splicing. The transcript is spliced from 7 exons.